Messenger RNA from Osmerus eperlanus (European smelt), 584 nucleotides. Its product is annotated as zinc transporter ZIP4-like. The coding region runs from base 1 to 327 and encodes 108 amino acids. Lineage: Eukaryota; Metazoa; Chordata; Actinopteri; Osmeriformes; Osmeridae. Gene Ontology annotation, biological process: zinc ion import across plasma membrane; intracellular monoatomic cation homeostasis. Gene Ontology annotation, cellular component: plasma membrane. The record is from RefSeq and is a predicted model, not a curated record. Gene Ontology annotation, molecular function: zinc ion transmembrane transporter activity; monoatomic cation:bicarbonate symporter activity. The transcript has 3 exons.
AUGACCAGCUGGGACUUUGCCAUCCUGCUCCAGAGUGGUGUGUCGGUGCGCAGGGCGCUGAUGCUGAACGUGGGCUGUGCCAUGACAUCGUUCGGGGGGCUGUACCUCGCCCUCUCCAUAGCAACCGACGCCGCCACCAAGCAGUGGAUUGCCGCGGUUACCACCGCGAUGUUCCUCUAUGUGGGAUUGGCUGAUAUGCUCCCCACCAUGGUCCAUGUGGACAGCCGUCACCCCUGGCUGAUGUUCUUCCUGCAGAACGUUGGACUGCUGACCGGCUGGAGCAUACUGCUACUGCUGUCUCUCUACGAAGACUGCAUACACUUCUAACACACACACACACACACUCCUCGCACACACACACACAUGCUCUGGAAACUGUUCUCUUCUGCAUAUGUAGCCAAUAUACUAGUUGUCCAGAUUAAUAUAAUAAACUCCCAUCAGUUUUAAUUCUGUGUUGUAAAACAGAUAACUGAUGUGAUGUACCUGAUAGCAGAGAUGUGACUCCAGUCUGUCAAACCUCCAAGAUGAACACCUUCAUUAUGCUGCUUCUGUGUCUGCCUCAUUGCACCAAUAAAGGGCAAAAU